AUGUCAGCUCAUAGUUUAAUAGCUCACUUCUUGAAGGAAAAUAACUACCAUGAUACCUUGAAAGAAUUUGAAAGGGAGCAUGGAAAACCAAUUGAGGUAGUUCUUCAUGAUAAUGAAUCACUUGCUGAUAUUGUGCUAGAUCGCAAUAAGUUUCGCCUGAUUAAACAAGAGGAGGAAGACGAUGGUAUGGGAGGUAAAGAUGAUUUUUUACUUCCGAAAUACUUACAAGAAGUUGCCAAAGCACUUCCUAACUGGACGACACCCUAUCCAAAGGAGAUCGCUAAGUUUGAUGUAGAUAUUCAUGGGCUAAUCGUAAGUAGCUGUCUCACUCGAGGUGGCUUGAUUCUUGUAAGCACCAAUGAUUGUGGCCUUUACGCAAUUGACUGGGAAGGUAAGGCUACUAAAUUGGCUAACGCAUUCAACGACAAGAGAGCUGUUGUCAAGAAAAUUGUAGAAGUUGACGAUAACUUUGUAGUUUUAGUAGGGAUGGAUGGAUCAUUGUCUACAUAUUCUGUUUCAAUUGAUGGAAGUGUAGUCGAUCUUUCGUUGGUGGAUACUUAUCAGGCGCACAAAAGAAUGGUUACCGAUGUACAAGUUUACCAUUCUAAGAAAGAUGGAAGCAAAGUCACUUACUUGGUCUCGUUGGGAUGGGACUUCCAUGUCAAAGUGUUUCAAUUGGUGGAGGGAAAGUUGACCUUUCUCAGAGAGUGUAAGCUUACCAUUCAAGGAACAUGCUUUUCGAUCACUACUUACAAGGGUGGAGACUACAUUAUCGUAGGUAAGAACGAGCAUACGUUAUUGGAUGUCUAUGACGUUGAAACAUUGACUUUACAGUACAAGAUAUCGUUGAACGAUGCCAUCUUCAGCACUGCAGGUUUCACUCCACGGUGUAUCAUCACCAAUGGAGAAUUAAUUGUGGUAGGGACCUCUCACGAGCCGUUUAUGAGGUUGAUUGUAGUAUCUUUGACGGAUGGAGAAGAGCCAAUUAGAAGAAACCAGAUUAUAAGGAAUUUGAAUACUCUCUCCCCACAGGAUAAAUUUAGUCUGGCCAUCUUGGCAUGGAGAAAGGACCAAUCUGGAGUCUGGGUCGCAGGAGAGGAUGGUACAGUUCGAGGUAUUGAUUUUAAGCAACAGAGAGUGAUAACAGAGAUUCCCUUACACAAGGGGAAGGUGAAGACGUUCAUUUCCGGAGUGAAAGAGGGCUCAGAAGUGAUCUUAUCUAGUGGAAUUGAUAGAGAAUUGAAAAGUGUUCGUUAA
Dujonia railenensis is the source of this 1257-nucleotide messenger RNA. The record is from the annotation of a GenBank genome assembly. Lineage: Eukaryota; Fungi; Ascomycota; Pichiomycetes; Serinales; Debaryomycetaceae.